Pochonia chlamydosporia 170 is the source of this 822-nucleotide messenger RNA. RefSeq names its product spherulin-1B precursor. The coding region runs from base 1 to 822 and encodes 273 amino acids. NCBI's taxonomy places the organism in Eukaryota, Fungi, Ascomycota, Sordariomycetes, Hypocreales, Clavicipitaceae. The transcript is spliced from 2 exons. Gene Ontology annotation, molecular function: protein binding. The record is from RefSeq and is a predicted model, not a curated record.
AUGUCACAGGCUACUGCUCAGCUUGCAGCUGUCAUCAACAUCUUGUCAACACUUCGGCCGUAUUUUCCUCAAAUUGUGCAGCUCGUUUCACGUCAUGAGACACCAUCCACCAUGAUCGACCCGGCCAUUCGUCUGAGACGCGCUAUUCAUAUCGGUGACAACCUCUUAGCCAAACGAAUCCUCGACUCCCAUCCGACCCUUCUUCACAAUCCCGAUUCAUCAUUGCCCGGACUAUCCAAUUCAAACCUACACCUAGCCGCAUCCCUCGGCCACCAGGAAAUAUGCGAGAUUCUCCUGAAAGCCGGCCAUGAAGACCCCUGUCCUGCCCUCAACGAGAAUCACCAGACGGCUUUGAUGCUGGCGUCAUCUGCCGGGCACUCCGAAGUUGUACAUUUACUCUGCGAAUACGAUAGAAGCUGCAUUCUACGACGAGAUAUUAGGGGCCGUGAUGCCAUCAUGGAAGCCAGCAUGGGCGGCCACGACACCGCUCUUCAGAUCCUCUUGACAUACGUGCCCGGCGGCCCACGUGAGGCCGUUCAGAGGGCCGAUUUAGAAGGCAAUACGGCAUUGCACUUUGCCAGCAGCAAUGGGAAUUUGUUGGGGCUACGUACAUUACUUGCGGCUGGCGCCGAUGUAGAACGGCGGAACAUUUGGAACUGGACUCCUGCUGCUUACAGCGCCACUGUUCAGGCUGAGGUGUAUCUCAAGGGCCUGGUGACGGAGGUGGAGAGACGACAGCAGCUGAAAAAGGAGAUUGAAGCCACCAAGAACAGAAAAGUUGGCACGGUACGAGUGGUUGCUGCAGACAGCGACGAUGAAUGA